AUGAAAAGAGCCACACAAGAUGACAUCACCACCCCGCAAGACUUUCCAACAAAGAAAACCAAGAAACAUGACGACCUGAUCAGCAAAGAGGUGAACCCAAUGCCAACCCUGUUUUGGCUUUCGUUUCAUGAAAUGAUUCCAGACGAAGUGUUGGCCUUGAUUUUUAAAUACAUUUCCGAUGUUUCGAGUUUUUCAAAUCUAAUGUAUGUGAAUAAGCGUUUCCAUCGAGUGCUGUUCUCUGUGGAGAUGAAUUGUUUUGAAUAUAUUGAUUUUGAGUUUACAGAUGCCCUGAAAAUGCCAAAUUUUGACCUUGUAAGGAGCUGCAUUAUUAAUGCGUUUGAUGAGGUGGACGAUGAAGCGGAUGAUAAUGAUGAUAAUAACAUUGAUGAUGAGAAACUGAAUAAGGCUGAAAUUGAGCACAUUUGUUACAACAAUUAUCUUUGUAAAGAAUUGUUGAAAGUGUUUGUGGAGGAAUUUCCAAAUCUCAAAACAUUAGAGGUGGCUGAUUAUUCGGAUUCGGAGAAAAUUUCUUCAUCCAGUGAUUCCGUAACAACCUUCAAAUUGAAUGAAGUAGAUGGUUAUGCGACAUAUGGAUAUAGUGAGCCAAGUAAUGUAUUUAAUUUGUUGAAAGAUCAGCUGAUGCACUCUCUUCCCAACUUGCAGUACAUUGAAUUUCAACCAGCCGUGUAUCAUGUGGACAUUACUCAACUUUUUUGGCUAUUAACAAAGCCGGUUUUCUGCUCUUUGAAGAAACUUAAAAUUCAUGUUACAGUUUUCGAUGGUGAUGACAAUGACCCAAUUAACGCAAAAGCAUGGAGGAAGUUUUACGAAAUGAAGAGUCUUCCCAAGUUGGAACUUACAUGCGAAUUUACUCACAUGGCAAUUCUAUUACAAGCUCUUUUUGGACAAAAAGUUGAAUGUAUUCAGGUUCAUGUUAUUUCAGCCCAUUGUGGAUCCUCCUUUUCAACAAUGAAAGAUUUGAUAUGGAACAUUUUUGCUGACAAGCAAUGCCGAAAUGAAAUUUUGAAAUUAACAGAGCAAGGCUAUGACAAGUAUAAAGCUCUAAUAUCCUAUCACAGCGAUUAUGACAUUUCAGAAGAGAAUGACAAUCGUUGUGAUUCUAAGAGUUCAGAAGAGCAUGACGACGAGUGA
Molecule: messenger RNA, 1152 nt
Organism: Naegleria fowleri
Lineage: Eukaryota; Heterolobosea; Eutetramitea; Acrasida; Naegleriidae
Exons: 2
Coding region: 1-1152 (383 amino acids)
Molecular function (GO): protein binding
Source: RefSeq, a predicted model, not a curated record